CAGUGGGAUCUAAGGAGGCUAGUGUUGUCUCUCCGCAGGAGUGACGAACCGCUCUCUACUCACAUCGUCAGGAGAGAAACAGGCACAGACUGAGAGAGAUUGAAAAUAUUGACGUCGUUUAAUGAGAAAUCCGGUCAAAUAUUUCGAACAACAACUGAGGACCUUACCAAAUUGGACAUUAUUGUGACUAAAGAAGAUUUUCAAAGGAUCCGUCCUCUCCCACUUCAAAGCUGGCGACUCCUUUAUAAGUACUAGGCUAUGCAUAUGGUGUGGUAGAGGUAAAGCAUUUUCUAAAUGUGGUGGUUGUUGUAUUUGCCCACAGAAGGCUUCUGAUCUCGACAUGCUUUAAAAAACGACCGACGUCUAAUCGACAAAACGUUUAACAUGUGACGACAGUUUAGCCGCGAUCCCUCUGUUGUCGCUUUGCUGGAUUCGAGGAGGCGUCUAUUGGAAAUUGGGGCAUUUGUCUCGUUUUGGAGACAAUGCGAGAGUGAGAAAGACCAGGGAAAGUGCGAUCCGGAGCUGUCCGUUCAGAACCACACACAUUACAAGCGGUGCACCACAACUCAACAGAUACCUCUGCUGAAUGUCAUGGGAUUGGUUAUAUAUUAAUGACAAAAUCAGCGUACAUCUCGUUUGUUCAAGAAGAGGAGUAACUUCUGAUCAUCUUUGUCAUCAUCUUAUCUCUUGGCACCUGAAGACAAUCCCCCUUUGACCCGAGCGCAACAUCAAAAGCUCAUGCACAGAUUUCUCGCACUCGCUCUGUCCAUUUAAAACGCUUUUUUGCGCGAAAGCAAUUCUCUUUUUUUCGUUACCUGACAAUUGCGCACAUGUGUCCUCAGGUUUAUUCAGCGUUGUGAUGCUUGGCCCGUGCUCGAGACAUGCCUAAGCGACGAGAUGGGCCAGGGUGACGAGAAAGACCGCGUUGUGAUUAACGUGGGAGGGGUUCGACACCAGACCUACCGCAGCACCCUGCGCACUCUCCCCGGCACUCGUUUAGCCUGGCUCGCCGAACCCGAUGCCCACAGUCACUUUGAUUAUGACGCCCAGAUUGACGAGUUUUUCUUCGACCGACACCCUGGAGUCUUUGCACACAUCCUUAAUUAUUAUAGGACUGGCAAAUUGCAUUGCCCUGCUGAUGUCUGUGGCCCUCUUUAUGAGGAGGAGUUGGCAUUUUGGGGAAUUGAUGAGACUGAUGUGGAGCCUUGUUGCUGGAUGACGUACAGACAGCACCGGGAGGCAGAAGAGGCGCUGGACAGUUUCGGUGGGGGACCAGUUGAAAUGGGCAACGACGACACGGAGGGAGAUGGUUUGGGUGAUUCAGGGGAUGGAGAUGAUGAACUUGAGAUGACCAAACGGCUUGCCUUGGGGGACUCCCCUGAUGCCAAAGCUGUGGGGCUGUGUCAACGUUGGCAGCGCCGUGUUUGGGCACUCUUUGAAGACCCAUAUUCCUCUAAAUAUGCAAGGUGGGUGGCAUUUGCUUCGCUGUUCUUCAUACUGGUUUCCAUAACCACAUUCUGUCUGGAGACACAUGAGGCCUUUAACCCCAUCGUUAAUCGAACGUAUAUUAACCCUACUGACAACAGCACCAGGAUUCACCAGGAGACAGAGACAGUAGUCUACCUAACCUACAUAGAGGGUGUGUGCGUGGUAUGGUUCACCUUUGAGUUCCUCAUGCGUGUCACCUUCUGUCCAGACAAAAAGAAGUUCAUCAAAAACACUCUCAACAUUAUAGACUUUGUGGCCAUCUUGCCCUUUUACCUGGAGGUGGGUCUUAGCGGGCUUUCCUCUUCAGAGGCAAAGGACGUUCUUGGGUUCCUCAGAGUGGUGCGUUUCGUCCGCAUCCUCAGAAUCUUCAAACUGACGCGACACUUUGUGGGGCUGCGUGUAUUGGGACACACUCUCCGCGCCAGCACAAACGAGUUCCUCCUGCUCAUCAUCUUUCUCGCUCUCGGAGUGCUCAUCUUCGCCACCAUGAUCUACUACGCGGAACGAAUCGGUGCCAAUCCCAACGACCCGCGUGCCAGCGAGCACACGCAUUUUAAAAACAUUCCGAUUGGCUUCUGGUGGGCUGUUGUGACUAUGACCACACUAGGCUAUGGAGACAUGUACCCUCAGACAUGGUCAGGCAUGUUGGUGGGAGCGCUGUGCGCCUUGGCUGGUGUAUUGACCAUUGCGAUGCCGGUGCCUGUCAUUGUCAAUAACUUUGGGAUGUACUACUCUCUAGCCAUGGCUAAGCAGAAGCUACCAAAGAAAAAGAACAAGCAUAUUCCCCGUGCCCCUCAGUUGGGCUCCCCCAAUUACUGUAAGUCAGCCACAAACUCACCCAACCCAAGCCUACGAAGUGAUCAUUGCUCUCUGGUUGCCCAGGAAGAGAUAUUAGAAAUGAACAGAGAAGAUCCCAAAGUGAACGGUGAUGCAGCUAAAGCAGCCCUGGCCAAUGAGGACUGUCCCCACAUAGACCAAGCCAUUUCCCCCGAGGACGGCCAGAUCUUCAAUCCCAGCGAGCCACGAGGAGACACUUCAUGUUUUUUGCUAAACGUCAGCAGGCGAUCUACGAACACAGGCACCAGAGUGAGGAAGGGUUAUCAAAAGUCCCGAAGCCUGGGCACCAUAACCAACAAGGCCCGAACGCUGGCCGAGGUGGUGUCGAUGUCCACUGGGUCCUGUGGCCCACCCGUUCUCCUGCGGCGAUCCCAUUCUCCAAUCCCCUCCAUUCUCUAAGAGAUGGAGCAGUGCUGUAUUUAGAGCUGGUCUUCCUCCUGCCCUGCUGCCUUCUGUCCUCUGCGGUGUUUGAUUUGGUCUGGUCUGUCCUGUUCUCUGGUCCUUGUCUUCUGGAGCUGUGUUUUUUUGUCGCUCAUUUUGCUUCUUGUCUUUACCUACCGGCUCUCAAUUCACACAAGCCAUUAAGUGUCCAAAAGAUCUCAGGAAAAGUUUUAAGGAUUCACUAUUUACAAGUGGAGGUGUCUAUCAAUCAUUAAAGAACUGGAUGUCCUGAUUAAAGAGCACAGUAUUGUUACAGGGAUCAUUUGAAAACUGAAAACUAAAAAAGACUCACGUCUUAUGAAGCAUAACCUUUCCUUUCCAGUUGUGCAAUGUCGAGUAUUAAUUAUGACAAAUAACAUGAUUACUAUGUUUUUUAUUUCCUCUUUACCCUGAUGGAAUUGUCUUUCCCUCUCUUUAUCAAUAAGAUCCUAGAUUUUAUAGGACCACAAUGUUCUAGCUUUGGAAUAGACAUUUAUGUCUUCUUCCUCUACAAUUCUUUCAUUCUCUCUCUCUCUGUACGUUUCUGUCCAACUCCACCUCUUUUGCCUCCCAAGUUUUCAUCAUACAGAAAAUAAUCAGUAGGACAUCUGAUUUUCGUAGCUCAUUUCCUCCUCAUUUUGUGAGUUGAUGAAAACAAGGCCCAAUGGCAAGGAUGACCCUGAGCAACCCCACCCUCCCCUGUAUUUUCUACUGCAGAUCCCUGCAAAGCUGACACUGCCCUAGUUAAGUAUAUGCAGGCAGAGGUGCUCAAAGUGACCUGAGAAGGAAGCAGCAUCUCAGUAGGGGAACCGAAACCUCCAGCUUUUUUCUUCGUGACUCCCCAAAGGCCAGAGGGAUUCAAGGCUGGGGUCCAAAAGAAGGAACGUAUAUAUAGGGGAAAAGACCAGCAUUUUGCUAUAGUCAAGAGGAUUUUGUUACUUCACACGGUGGUAGAUGAUUUUAUUGAGAAUCGGUUUCUUUCUUUAAUGCUCUCCAACUGUGUAUGGAAGAGUGUGGACCUUUUAAAGAAGAACAUACAGUACGCCGGUUGAAGAACGAUGGUUUUAAAUCAAGCAAAAUGAGUUUUAUAAUGAAACUAUCGCUUACGAUAGAAGAUGCAGUGGACUCUUACCUGUUGAUUUUAGCAUGAACUGCAUGCUGUUAGAUAAAAAAAGAGGAAAAUAUUCUAUAUCUGUUAUGAAUAUCUGUACAAAGCACAUAUUUUUUUCAAGAGUUCUUGACUUUUGCAGAAUUGACAUGUAGCCAUGGAUAAUGAGAUGUUUAAAGAACAUGUUAUUUAUUUUAGCAACGGAUUUCUUCAUUCUGUCUUCAAGAGUUUUUAACCACAUAUGACUCUGGUCACAUUGACCUCCAAUUUUAAAUGAGACGGCAGUGGUUACGUGAGAUAGAUUGUAAAUUCAGCUUUUUCAAUUUUGUUUCUGUCUGGCAUGCUUGUGAUUCUUAUAGAGAAAACAACUGAGCAAAAUGAAUUAUUUUUCUGUUUUAUCUUAUAAUUAUCGGUGAAUAGAUCCUGUGGAAAACUAUAGUGAGCAACUGUUUAACAUAUCGCGUAAAGACUUUCGACAGUGUUAUUUUUGGAGAAAAAAAAUGUACACCUUUGUGUCUUUUGAGUACACAAAGAAAAGCAAAAAAAAUGACAGAUGUAUAUUUACAAUAAAAGAAAAUUGUAUGCAAUUUAGAACUUUGGGGAAAACAAAUGCAUGCAUGCACUAUGUUAUGCAACAAUAACUGCAUAGAAAAACAGGAAAACAUGACUACAACCAUAGCAUGAAAUAAAUUUUGUAUGAAACCUCAUAAGGGCUUUGUUUUAUUUUUAUUUAUUUAUUGGAAUGAAAUGUUUGUUUUAUUUCUCUUUUAUUUUUCUAUGUACCAAUACUCUCUUUAGCCUGAACUUGACAGGCGCAAAGAGGUGAAUUGGAAGGUUACUGAAGGCCAUGAAAAGCAAAAGCAAUGUGUCUUCAGGUGAAGCAGCAUGGGAGACUGUACUGGUGAGAGAGCAUGGUGAUAAAUGAAACCAUUAACAUUUGAAGGAAAGAGUGAAAAACCUGCAUGCCGCAAACAAGCUGAAGUUUUGAUCUUGGAAACAAUGAACCGGUGUGCGUUCUGCUCAAUGAGGUAUGAUGCUAAAGCCUGCAUGGUAAACGUGCCUGCUACAGCAGACUGCAUUAACGUCAUCCUCUGGUCUUCUUUCAUCCCUUCCUUCUCCUCCCUAUAGCCCUACAUCUGCACGCCAUCCCUCUUCACCCGUCUUUGUUCUCUCUGUGUCUGGGUAAUAACUCGUCUGUUGUCUCUCUUC
This is a messenger RNA of Misgurnus anguillicaudatus (oriental weatherfish), 5062 nucleotides long. RefSeq names its product potassium voltage-gated channel, Shaw-related subfamily, member 1a (gene kcnc1a). Gene Ontology annotation, cellular component: axon terminus; neuronal cell body membrane; postsynaptic membrane. Gene Ontology annotation, biological process: protein homooligomerization; action potential; potassium ion transmembrane transport. The record is from RefSeq and is a predicted model, not a curated record. Lineage: Eukaryota; Metazoa; Chordata; Actinopteri; Cypriniformes; Cobitidae. Gene Ontology annotation, molecular function: delayed rectifier potassium channel activity; protein binding.